AGCAAAUGCAACAGUGUUCAGUGGCAACAUUACACAAUGAUAAGGUUGACGAUCGCUUGGGCAAGAAUCCAUGCAAUUUUCAUCCUCCUAUAUGGGGAGAUUUCUUCCUACACUACUACGACGCAGCAGCUUCCUCCAAACAGCAGAAUGAUUUGUCAACAGUAUUGGCAAUACAUUGGACAUAAAUCAUUGGAGAGCAUUGGACAUCUUGCACAUGGUGUCACGUGAAGGGUAGAGCAGGAUUCAAUUGUGUGGCCCACAAGGAUCAGACAACAUAGGCAUCUGUUGGCUAUGGUGGAGCAGGUGGUCUCAUUUUUCUGGUUGAUUUCAGAAGUGAAACAAGAACACAACGGUGUCUUUCCAAAUUAUUGAUGCAUAACUGGGUCCCAUGUGUGUGCGUGACUGUUUCAGUCAGUGAUGUGGAUUCUGUCAUUCUGUGCAUCAUUCGAAGGGAGAUAACUGAAAACAUUUUCAUGAUUGAUACAGCUAAUAAUAUGUAUAGUGUUCCUAUCUAAGCCAUUAUUAAUAAUAUAUGUUAUAUAUGCUCAGUUUAAAUACUAUUUUAGCAGACGUGGAUGGUAGAACGAGCAGAUGAAGUGACGCAAGACGUGGCAAAAAUAGUAGCAAGUUCAGUUGCUUGGGACCUUCAUCAUAGGCUACAACUUAUCGAUGCGCUGGAGCGUCUGUGCUGGGAUCAUUUGUUCGAAGAUGACAUUAAUGCUGCACUGACUCAAAUUAGGACAGUUAAUCUUACUUCCUGUGAUCUUCACACGGUAGCUAUGUGGUUUUAUCUGCUUCGUAAGCACGGACACAGAGUUUCACCAGAUGUGUUUGUGAGGUUCAAAGAUCAAGAGGGGAGCUUUCUUGCGAACAAUCCAGUGGAGCUAUUGAGUCUGUAUAAUGCUGCACACCUCGGAAUACAUGGAGAGAUAAUACUAGAUGAAGCCGUAGUAUUUACCAGAACUCAUUUAGAAGCAAUAUUACCCUCGCUGGAAGGAUCAUUAGCACAUGAAAUCAAAUGUGCACUUGAGAUUCCCCUCCCUAGAAGGGUAAGAAUUUACGAGUCAAAGUAUUAUGUCUCCACAUUUGAGAAAGAUGUUACAGUGCAUGACACAGUACUGCAACUUGCAAAGUUAAAUUCUAAUAUUAUGCAGUUGCAUCAUCAGCAGGAAUUGGAAAUCAUUACAAGAUGGUGGAAGGGUCUAGAGAUUGAGUCAAAGCUUCCAUUUGCCCGGGAUAGAGUCGUUGAGUGCUAUUUUUGGAUGUCAGGAGUAUAUUUUGAACCAUGCCAGUCACGAGGCCGAAUCAUAUUGACUAUGAUGAUUGCUAUAAUCGCCAUAUUUGAUGAUAUCUUUGAUUACUAUGGAACUAUGGAAGCGUGUGAGUUACUCACCAACUGCGUAGAAAGAUGGGAUACAAAAUUUGGUGAUGGACUCCAGGAUUGCAUGAAGCAUGCGCUUGGAAAAAAUUUUGAUAGCUAUGAAGCCAUGGACCAUGAGCUAGCGCGGGAUGAGAAAUAUAGCAUGGCCUACCUGAAAAACUUUACAAUAGAUCUGAUUAGAGGCUACAACAAGGAGGUAAAAAUGCGUGAAGAAGGAUAUAUUCCAAGAACGGUCAAUGAGCAUCUACAGGUUUCACUAAGGACUGGUGCAUGUCACCUGUUGGCGUGCGCUUCCUUUGUUGGAAUGGACGACAUAGCAACGAAGGACUCUUUUGAUUGGGUUUCUACCAUGCCUAAAAUUGUAAAGGAUCUUUGCAUAAUAUUGAGACUAUUGGAUGAUCUCCAGUCAUAUGAGGUAAUGCUUAUUUCUUGGGUCUAUGCUCUUCUAGCAGGUGCUUAUGAGAUUCUCAAACAAUAUGGCUACAUUAAUGCAUUACGGUUUCGUGUGUGUGUGUAUUAUAAUCACUCUUCCUUAAUUUUACUGAAAUUGUACAAGGUGUUUUAUGAUUACAUUACAAAUUCAAACUUGUGCAUGCAGCAAGAGCAACUAACGCCUCAUGUUGCUUCAACCAUCAAAAGCUACAUGAAAGAGCACAAUGUCUCAAUUCAGAUUGCACGCAAGAAGAUAGAGGAACUUAAAGAGGAUACAUGGAAAGAUUUUAACCAUGAGUGGUUGAACCCUGAUAAUGGAGUGCCCAGGCAGCUACUGGAGAGCAUAUUCAACAUGACCAGGACGAUGGAAUUCAUGUACAACCAGGAUGAUAAUUUCACUAACUGUCAGAACCUCAAGGAUACCAUCCAUUUGUUAUUUGUGGAGCCCUUUGCUAUCUCCUUCUAGUACAGACAAUUCCAACAAAUAAAGUGUGUUGUCUAAUGCCGAGGAAAGGAAGCCCAUAUCAACCGGCACAAUAUAAAUAUGGGCACUUUGCACAGUACAUUGAUUAGUAGAAUGCACAUUUGCUAUGCAAGAGAAAAGGCAAGGACUAGGAAUUGUUGCCUGUCUUGCCUGCUUUGCGAGCCAGUCAGCCAUAUUGUUUGAGUCCCUGUUGAUUUUGAUGAUCGAAUGUUGCAUCCCUUUAGUGAUUUAUGCAAACUUAGAAAGAAUUGGUUGCAAUGACCAAUGACGAGGGUAAUGGCAUGAUGAUCUCCUUUUAGCUACAGCUAAUGUAUUUCGUUGUCUGUGAGGAAGUUCAACACCUGCAAGUUUAGUGCUGCAGCGAGCCUUGCACCUAGUAGUAAUGCCCAAUCUUCUGCUUCCAACGGCUCUAA
Molecule: messenger RNA, 2710 nt
Organism: Panicum virgatum (switchgrass)
Lineage: Eukaryota; Viridiplantae; Streptophyta; Magnoliopsida; Poales; Poaceae
Product: alpha-terpineol synthase, chloroplastic-like
Exons: 8
Coding region: 576-2279 (567 amino acids)
Biological process (GO): diterpenoid biosynthetic process
Molecular function (GO): magnesium ion binding; terpene synthase activity
Source: RefSeq, a predicted model, not a curated record